Theobroma cacao (cacao) is the source of this 609-nucleotide messenger RNA. The record is from RefSeq and is a predicted model, not a curated record. Lineage: Eukaryota; Viridiplantae; Streptophyta; Magnoliopsida; Malvales; Malvaceae.
AUGGUUACAGCAAACAAAGAAUUUAUUGCACUGCUAGUAUAUGUGGAUAAUAUUGUCAUAGCUAGCAACACAACUCAAGCAGUUGAUCGAGUCAAGAAAUAUCUAAGUUCUCAAUUUAAAUUGAGAGAUUUAGGAGCAGUGAAGUACUUUCUUGGACUUGAGAUAACAAGGAGUUCAAAAGGAAUUUUGAUUUGUCAAAGGAAGUAUACAUUGGACUUAUUGGAAAAAUACGGUAUGCUUGGUACAAAGCCUGUAACUACUCUUAUUGAUUACAGUCACAAGUUAAGCAAGUAUUCUGACAGCAAAGAAAUUGUUGAUUUAACAGGCUACAGGCAAUUAGUAGGUAAACUCUUAUACCUAACAUUCACUAGGCUUGAUAUCUCUUAUGCUGCUCAAGUGCUAUCACAAUUUAUGGAAAAACCAAAGCAUGAUCACUUAUCAACAACAUACAGGGUAUUAAAGUAUCUUAAGGCAGCUUCUGGUCAAGGAAUACUCAUGAAAUCAGAUUCAAAAUUGGUUGUAUCUACAUAUUCAAAUAGUGGUUGGGUAGGAUGCAUUGAUAUUCGAAGACCAGUCACAGGGUAUUGUGUGUUUGUGGGAGAUCUUUAG